CGCUUCGCAUCUUCCCCGGGAUCUCCUUUUCCGCGCGGGAGAAAGCGCAGCGGCAGAGAUGGAGCCUAGAAACUGAUUCUGAAGAACUGGUGCCGGCUCUGGUCUUCCAUCCUGCCACUAACCACCGCUUUUAACACCCUGAGCUUCAGUUUCUUCAGUCAUAAAAUAAGAGCUGAGGUUCCAGAUACGGUAUAGAUGCUUAGGAUGCAGAUACCAAUAAGCUGUAUGCCCUCCUGUCCAGCACUUUGGCCAGCCACAUCCGACAUCCCUUCCGGAGAAAACUUCAUGACUCCUUAGCUAAGUCAGUCACCUCCUUGUGGUCCUGCAGUGCCACAUACCUCUGCUUCAUACCCACUUGCCAGGGCUCCAAUUUUACAUUUUGUAUGAAUCUUGUAUUCACCUCUGUCUCUCCCACCAGCCUGUAAGCCAUGGGAACACCAGGACCUUGCUUGUUUUAUGCUGUCUCCGCAAAUAUAGAACAAUUGCCAAGUGCCUCCUAAGUUCCUAAUAAAUAUUGAAAGGAAAAAGAGAAAAAUCAGUCCGUUUGUCAAAGCGGAUAGACACAGAAUCCACUAACUGUCCAGAGGGCAGCGGGGAAUUCCCUUGAGGGAGUGUGCCGUUUGGUCUGGAGUAGGGUGAGUCAGGUUUCGCCAGCAAGACUGAGGUCUUGAGAGUUUUCUCCUGGGGCUGAUUGCAUAUUAUCUUGUAACUCCUUACGUCCUUUCCUCUUGUCACCUUCUCUCUCCUUUCCCAUCUGGGCCACCCCUUCCUCCUCAGUGUCCCCCAAAGUUGAGUAGGGCAGCUGAGAGCCAUUCUUUUCAUCUUGCUUUGCAGACUGGGCCCAUCUUCUCCUUUCCCCAAGUACCCAAACAUGUUGAAAGUGGAAAAAAUAAAAAAGCCCUCCAAGAGACAGACACACUCAGGAUCAGGGGAGCUGGAGCCCUGUGUGUGUGCUGACUCCCCCAUGACCAGGUCCAAGAGCCCAGCUGCCACCCUUGCUUCUCCCUGCCCUGAGUUCAAUACCAGAGCUACUAACACUCCUCGUGGACUUGGCUGGGGCACCAGGGAGGACAUUUCAGGGACUGAGGUCAAACUUGAGUUUGUAGACAAAGAGAAGAAGGCCGGCAGUGGUCACAAGAAAAAGAUGAUAAGAUCUUGCAGCUCCCAAAUGGAGAGUGAAAGGGACCUGUCCCUCCAAAAGGGCAGCCCCUGCCUCCUCCCCAGUUGCCAAUCAGUCCCUUUACCUGGUCUGGACCAAGUUUUCCUGAAAAAGCAGGAAGGAGAUGCUCUCAGCCUACCUUCCUGUAACGAGAAGAGAAAAGCCAGCCCCCUAGGGAGGCCUGAUCUUCACCCAGCUUUGUCCCAUGCAGCCCUGUCAAGCCUCCCAAAGGCCUCUCAGGCCAGCCCUGGGCAGAAUAAGCUAAAUGGAGACUCUGGAAUCUGUGGCCUCCAGUGUAUGCUUGGGCAGCAGCACCCAUUGCAGCAUGAGAAGAAGAAGAAGGCAUCCAAGCAGAAGAAAUCACCCGGAUGGAGAGAGGAAGGAAAGCAGUCAGGAAAGAAGUUGAGGAGCCCACCAUUCAGCUCUGGCCAGGCCUCUUCUAGCCUAGUUCUGGUCCAGACCCUCCCCCAGUUCCCCCAGGUGACCAGUCCUGGCAAGUGUCAGGGAAACCAGGCUAAUGAGAAUGAGGAGGAAAGGCAGGCUGACAUCCUUAUAGCCCAUGUGGCCAGAGAGCUAAGACGCCUCAAGAAGUGUAAGAAAAAGCAUUUGCUUCCUGGCAUGGGGAAGAAGUUGGGGCCCCAACUGAGUCAGCAGAAGCCGCCCUGUUUGAAAAAGCUGAUCAAAAGUGUAAAACCAAAGACCAAGGGCUUGGAUUCUCAGUGGCCUACACCAGGCCCUCUGGACACCACGGGUCAGAAGCCCACCUCAGACAUCAGACAGUUCUUUGCCAUUGACUACAAGAAUGCCUGCCAUGUCACUUGCACGCUGUGUCAUGCCAGUAUCAGAUGGGGCAAAAUUAAGGAGCGACUCCAAACCUCGGAACUUGUCUGUCACUUGGCAAGUAAGCACAGGCUGGAGUGGGAGAAAAGGCAAACCACAGCCAGCCAAGGGAAGAAGGUGAGAGGGGCUGAGGAGAAAAAGCAGAAAGGUUUACCCAAAGAGAUCUCCAGUGUUGCCCCUGCGGGGCUCCCAUCACCAAGAUGUGACUCCGAUCCCUUCCUGUUUGAAGAUAGUGAUGGGGAGCAAACCCUGGGCAGGCGGGAGCAGCUGUUUCUGGUCCCAGCGUCUCUGCCCACUGCCACCAAAGACAAACCUGCUCCCUGCAAGGAAGUCAGGAAGGACUCGGGUAGUAGCUAUGCCUCCAAGCAACCCCGAGCACAGACCUGGAACCACAGCAUUGCAGAAUUGCUCUGUAGCAUGGCCUUACCAUUCUCCUUUGUUUCAUCCCAGCCUUUCAGGAGAUUUAUGGCCCAGGUUGACCCCUGCUACCAUCUUCCCUUGCCAGUCUUUUUCUCAGAUAAAGCCUUACCUCUGCUUCAUGAGGCUGUAGGUGAGCAGGUGCUUCAGGAGAUGCAGUGGGCUGAAGGGAACCGAGUUCACUUCACCACAUCCAUAUCAACCCAGGACUCAGCAGUAGACUACGUAGUGAUCGCUGCCCACUGGGGGCUGAUAAAGUCAGGUGGCAGGCGGGUGGCAUCAGGGAGCCUGAGGAAACAAGCUGUGCUCUGGGUCCAAGCCCUACCCGUGGAGAGAACUCCAGAGGACAGGCAGCUGGAGCUGGUGGAACAGAUCAAUCUGUGGCUCAGCCGCAGCUCCCUGAGGCCAGGCUUCCUAGUAUCAGGUGGCUGGCCCAACUUAGAGCGGACACUGAAGAGAGAGGGCUAUACCCACAUCCCUUGUUUUGCCCACUACCUCGACAACCUGGUGAGGAACUUUCUGUGUCACCAUCACAGUGCCCAGAUCAUCCUGGGCACAGCCAGGGCCAUCUGCGGCCACUUCCAAGGCUCUGCAGAGGCCCGGAGGCUCCUCACCCAGCUGCAGCACCAGUGUGGCCUCACAGCCCAGCAGCCCUUUCAGGAGAUCUCAGACCACUGGAUUUCAGCCUACCACCUGAUGGAGUGGCUGGUGGAGCAGCAGCAGCCACUGCAAGAGUAUGAGAAAAAACACCAGCUAGGGAAGGCUGGGACAGCCUUGUCUGCCAUGUUUUGGAGCCUGACAGAUAGUCUUGUCAAGCUCCUCCAGCCCUUCCAGAUGGUGGCCCUGGAGACAAGCUCAGCCCAGGCUUCUCUAAGCCAGGUGCUACCCCAGCUACGCUACCUGCAUAUCUUCCUGGAGCAGGUUCAUGGGCACUUUGUGGAGCAGAGCGCUGGGGAGAUGGGUACAGCUGUCCGGCUGGCGGAGGGCUUGGCUCUGCACCUCUCCACAGACCCUCCCAUCAAUGAGUUCUUCCACCGGGAGGAGUUUGUGCUGGCUACCUUACUGGACCCCCGUUUCAAGGGGAAGAUUGAGGCUAUCCUACCCUUGGGAGCUGAUAUUGAUCACUGGAAGCAAGUACUAGUGUACAAGGUGAAGGAGAUUAUGGUAUCUGAAUGCUCUUUGUCAGCCUCGUCCUCUUUGCAGUCCCAGAACAUACAGAAGCCCAAGGAUAUUCUUGUGGAUGCAGCCCUAAGUGGCGGAAUAGCCAGGAACCCCAGGACCAAGGGGAAGAGCCAGAAGGAACCAUUGCAAAAGAGAAGCUCUGGAUCUUUCCCACUCAUCCAGAAGGAGAAGAGCUUGUUGGAACAGCUGGAGAGUGUAGGGCUAUUGGCAUCCGAGAAGAGUGGAGCCUCGCUCUCCACAGAGAACCACCUGGCUAGCAUCAUAGUUCAGAAGUACCUGUGUGAGAAUGAGACAGUUGGAGCCCAGGAGGACCCCCUUGCUUACUGGGAGAAGAAAUGUGAAGUCUGGCCAGCUCUAGCAAGACUGGCCAUCCUCUAUCUUUCCUGUCCACCCACAGGAGCCUUCUCCAAAAGUAUCUUUGCCUCCCUGAAUAGCCCCACCAUCAGAGAGCAAAACUCCCCUCUCAAAGCAGAGACCGUUGAGCAUCUCCUCUUCCUAAAAACCAACCUGGAGAAUUUCCCCAACUACACUCCACCUCCCCUUGUCUUCUCUAGUAGUGACCUGACUCAGGAGGAGAAGCAGACCAUUUAGUCUGCCGAGUCUGUUUGGAUAGGUAGUGGUGAUCGUGUCACAUGGAUCCCUAGAAUCUCAGGAGCUUUGAAGAACACCUCAAAGUCCAGUGCCCUCAAAAUCUACCCUUAAAAACUCUGCAGUAGAUAAAAGUAGAGAGCAGUAUUGCAUGCUGGAACAUCAGAUAGGCACAGCCAGAAUCUUAGUCCUGUUUGGUAAAAACAGGAACAGUUUCUCAGUUUUUGACAAAUUGCCAUAUUUUUUUCAGGGAGAUGUCAUUUUUCUAUCCACCCAUUGCUUAACUUAUUGCUAGCACUGUGUGCAUAAAAAGGUUUACUCUGUUCCUAAGUAACUGAAUUGUACUAUGCAGUUAUAUAAACUGUAACUCUCUAUUGAAACAUUAGUGUGUUUCUGGGUCCAGUAUAAGGGCCCUGCAUCCAGCUUGCCCAGCUCUGUGAAAAGGAUUCAUGCCUUUGAGAGGCAUGCUUUCUUAAAAAGUGGCCAGGCCUCCCCUCUACGUGGGAUCAGACACCCAGGGGAGUGAAUCUCCCUGGCAACGU
Molecule: messenger RNA, 4728 nt
Organism: Choloepus didactylus (southern two-toed sloth)
Lineage: Eukaryota; Metazoa; Chordata; Mammalia; Pilosa; Megalonychidae
Gene: ZBED10
Product: ZBED6 C-terminal like
Exons: 3
Coding region: 872-4189 (1105 amino acids)
Cellular component (GO): nucleus
Molecular function (GO): protein dimerization activity
Source: RefSeq, a predicted model, not a curated record